Molecule: messenger RNA, 417 nt
Organism: Gongylonema pulchrum
Lineage: Eukaryota; Metazoa; Nematoda; Chromadorea; Rhabditida; Gongylonematidae
Source: the annotation of a GenBank genome assembly
AUGUUCAGGGCAAAAUCGAAAAACGGUGGAAAGACGUUGCGCAGUGAACUCGCACGUAUUGGUCUGAAGUUGCCAGCAGGAAGACGAAAGUCAACAAAUGUGACUUUACUGACUUCACUUGUUGAAGAAGAAGCGCAACAUCUUGCCAAGGAUUUCGCAAGCGCUUGUUUGGCUGAGUUCCCGGCAAAGUCAAUUGCAUGGCGCAAUUUGAGGAAGUACGACAGCAUGUCCAUUAUUGAAUUGGAAAGGCAGAAGGAAAAAUUCCGGGCCACAAAGCAAUUGCUGUCGAAUUUCAUGGAUAUACUGCAGCAGAGCACAAAUGUCUUGUUUUCGGAUGCGCAAGACAGCGAUCUGCAGAACUCGAUGGAGCGGUUCUCACUUAUAACUCAUACGUUCGGCACACCAGCUGUUUUAGCA